GAAUUGACACCAAUAAAAAGUGUAGGUAGAUUGUGAGGAUCUUCUGCUUCAUAAACAUCAAUUCUGUAAUCCACGAGCCCUCUCCAUUCAGCAAUAACUAUUUAUUGUUAAUGUUACUCAAGCAAAACACUUGUUAGAAAACACGGUAGAGACACAGCUUGCCUUGUUUGUAUGGAGUUCCAGCCACAAGUAGUUUUGUCAAUGAAGACGAUUUAAGCACCAUGUUACCUCAGGCAGGCUAUAGUAAACUGCAGACGGUCAAUUAACAUGAAAGUGGACAGAAUUUGAACUGAAAUAUUUUGUUCUGGAACUUUUUAUUUUUUUAAAUUCUUUUAUUUUUUAAAUUUCAUGAUGGAAAAAUGAAUUUAAUAUUUAGUGGAAUUCCUAAUUACGUGAGUGACUGUACUUUUAUUAAGAGUUUUUAACUGCAGAUUUAUUUUUUGACAUAGUGAACUUUAAAAGAAGAAUUCUUGCGUUUUUUAUCCAAUAUGUGAUAAUUAUAAAAGUGAUUGCAUAAUUAAUGAAAUUGGGAAGGAACUGAAUAAGACUCCAAAAAUGGGGACCUGCUGGAGGACUUUUCCUGGUGGAUUUUUUCAAAAUGGAUUUAUUCAGUCGAUACUCUUACAAAUGAUGGUGAUAUAUUCCAUUCUUGUGAUUUCAGAAGAAUUGCAUAGCCAUGGUGUAUCAGACUUUGAAAUUGUUCAUCCAUUCAUAUCAGACACUUCAGGAAACCCUGUCUCACAUGAUAAUUUCCAUGGCAACAGAUUCAAGCGAGACUCCUCAAGAAGAAACAUAUUAUACCUCAAUAUCACAGGUCAAGGUCAUACAUUUGAAAUUCAAUUGACUGAAAAUGAUAACCUUUUGGCUCCAGGAUUUAAAGUAUAUCACAGGAAAAAGAGCAGACUAUCCGGGAAAGUCAUGGAAACCGAAGAAGCUGCCAGUGAUCAUCUUCAAACUGCGAGUUGUCACUACUCGGGAAAUGUGCAUUCUCAUGGAGGAAAAGCGGCUUUGUCAAUUUGUGAUGGUUUGAAUGGUAUUAUAAGAAUAGCAGAAGAGGACUACAUCAUAGAGCCAUACAAACAGCACAGAGUCAGACCUACAUUUGAUCACCUCUCAGGCCCACACAAACUUUACAGAAGGUCCACACUCAACACCAGACAGACACAAUACUGUGGAAAAUCUGCCCGAGAUAAAAGAAGCACAUCCUUAGUCAAUAGUGAUAGUGACUUCAAAGUAUCGGAGACAACUCUGACAAAAAAAGAGGAUGAUGAACCGCUGUGGAAAAAGUACCAGAGGGCUAUCACAGAGCACGAGGAGCGGACUGUGGAAACGUUGGUGGUGGUAGACAAGACAAUGUACUACAAACACGGCAAAGAGAACAUCACCACAUUCACUCUCACUCUGUUUAAUAUGGUUUCUGAAUUGUUCACCGAUCCUAGUCUGGGAGACAACUUGAAUAUUGUACUCGUGGGGCUCAUUGUAUUGGAGGGGGAUGAGCCUGGCUUGUCGAUAGGAUACCAUGCGGACAAUACCCUGAACAGCUUCUGCUCAUGGCAAUCUGUCUUAGUGGGAGCCAGUGGCCGACAACAUGACCACGCCAUACUGCUGACAGGGCUGGACCUGUGCUCCUACAAAAAUGCUCCCUGUGAUACACUAGGGUUUGCUCCAAUAGAGGGUAUGUGCAAUAGAAUCCGAAGUUGUACAAUCAAUGAGGACACCGGACUUUCAACAGCAUUCACAAUAGCCCAUGAAAUGGGUCACAAUUUUGGAAUGUUUCAUGAUGGAGAGGGAAACCGCUGCACGAAAACAACUGGAACACUGAUGUCUCCCACCCUGGUCAGCAAAGAUGGUCAGUUCCAUUGGUCACUCUGCAGUAAAACCUACCUGAUGAAAUUUAUGAAUACUCCACAAUCAGAAUGUCUGACAGACAAACCUACGAAGGUGACCGAGCUCCAGUUUCCUGUCAAAUUGCCUGGGGAGCUAUACGAUGCAGACAUUCAGUGUAAAUGGCAGUUUGGGAGGCGAGCCCAACUCUGUACAUAUGACUUUGGUAAAGAUAUUUGUAAGUCAUUGUGGUGUUAUAGAGGGAAGAAGAGAUGUGAGACUAAGUUCCUACCAGCAGCAGAAGGGACCUCUUGUGGUUAUGGAAAGUGGUGUAGGAGGGGAGAAUGUGUGGAGUUUGGUCAGGAUGGACCCUCCCCGAUUGAUGGAAGCUGGUCCCAGUGGACACACUGGACAGACUGUAGUCGGACGUGUGGAGGAGGGGUCACUAUGAGAGAAAGGCAGUGUAAUAAACCCCUACCACAAUAUGGAGGGAAAAAUUGUGAUGGAGAAGCAAAGGUUCAUAAACUGUGCAAUUCGGAGCCUUGUUCAGAAGGGGAUGAAGAUUUUCACAAUAAACAAUGCCAAACCUACAAUGUCAAGCCCUUCAGAGGCUGGCUGUUAGAUUGGAGGCCAAACCAAAAGCUUUAUAAUGCGCAAGAGCCAUGUACUUUAUAUUGUUUAGCAGAGACCAGCAGCUAUGUAUUUACCAUAAAACACACAGCCACAGAUGGAACGAAAUGUAUGAGAAAUAAAGACAUCUGUGUGGAGGGCACCUGCAAACCAAUUGGAUGUGAUAUGAUUGUCGGGUCAACAGCAGAAAAUGAUGUAUGUGGAGUGUGUAAGGGGGAUAACUCUUCCUGUAGAAUCAUUCAGGGAGAAUAUGUUGAGCAGCCAAAACUUAACACUUACUUCCCAGUGGCCAUAAUACCAAAAACAGCCAGAUCAAUUAAAAUUGUUGAGAAGAAUCUCUCAUCAAACUAUCUGGCGAUCCGUGACAUUUUUGGCAAUUACUACCUGAAUGGCCGACAGCGAGUGGCUUGGCCAGGGGAGUACUUGCUUGGGGGAGCAAAGUUUAUCUACAACAGACCCUACAAUGAACCAGAAACUCUGGAAAGCAUUGGACCAUUGAAAGAAGACUUAGUUUUAGAGAUACUUGUACAGGAUAAGAACCCAGGAGUACAGUAUAGAUAUGCCAUACCACAGCUGAUUUCUCAGCUCAGAAGCCACACCCCAGUAGACAAUUUUACCUGGAGUGUGUUUGAAUCUGCAUGCACUGAGCCCUGUGCUGGAGGUAAAAAGAGUGUUGCUGUCAAAUGUAUGAAAAACCUUCAACAGGAAGUAAAUGAGUCCCUGUGUAACCAAACCAAGAAGCCUGACACGGGACUAAUUCCCUGUAACGAGAAACCAUGUCCCCCAAGAUGGGUGCCAGGCGAGUGGAAUUCUUGUUCCAAGACGUGUGGCAGGGGAAAACAGAGGAGGAAAAUCUUUUGUCGACAAAGAGUAUCUAAGACUAUUGAUAAAAAAAUUAAAAAGUCGAACUGUAAGAUUUUGCCUAAACCUGUGCGAACCAGGAGAUGCAACAUGCAGGACUGUCCACCUGUCUGGAGGAUUGGGAAGUGGCACAAGUGUUCUGUCAGUUGUGGCACGGGCACCCAAGCCAGGAAAGUGUUUUGUAAAAGCAAAGGAAAGAAGGCCAAAAAGCAUCCCGACCACAUGUGUAGUGGACCUAAACCUCCCAUUGUCCGUCCCUGUAAGCGGUCACUGUGUCCACAAGACUCAAAUUUUGAGUGGCACUUAUCACCAUGGGGACCUUGUUCCCAGACUUGUGGUUCAGGAGUGAGACAGAGAUACUUGGUGUGUAAAAGAGUUGAUUAUCGUGGAAACACUAUCGCCACUAGAGAUAAAUAUUGCAAGAAGUCUGCUCGUCCCAAAGUACCCACGGAGGAGUCCUGUAAACUGAUGGUCUGUUCUCACAAAGUCGUCCACCGACCAAAGUGGAAGGUCUCGCCCUGGUCACAGUGUUCUGCAUCUUGUGGAGAGGGUCAGAAGAGUCGAGAUAUAAAGUGUGUGGAUGAUACUGGCCAGCAAACACUAGGAUGUGACCUUGUUAAACGUCCCACUACCUCACAGCUGUGUAGCAAUGGAGCUUGUCCUGCUAAUAGCAGCGACACAGACUGCUUCGACAGGUACACGUGGUGCCAUCUUGUUCCUGAGCAUAAAGUUUGUGACCAUGAAUUCUAUGGUUCUCACUGUUGUUUAUCAUGCAAAACGCACCGGUGACCGCCGCUGCCGAAGGAACGUGCGACGAAGCAUCCUACUGUGAUAAAACCUGUCCGUAUAUUGUUCCCACGGUGACCAGAGUUUUCUUCAACAAGGAAGUUAUUCCAGAAACUGCAAAGUGAAUCACGGUUUUUAUUACAGUUCAGAUGUUUUUUUCAUUAAUGGAAGUUGUAGAUAAUCUUCUGUUGUGGAUAACUGGAAAUAGUGAGUGCAAAUGGAAUGUGAUGACAAGAAAGACAAUCGUGUUAUACAUUUUACUGUUGUAUUUCCUGGUGCCAGUGGAGGUUAUAAAUACAUGAAUUAGACCACUGUAAUGUAUUUCAAAGAUUAUGUGAUGCAUAAGCAUUCCACAAGUACAGUUAUUCAGCAAUACAUGCGUAUACUAAGUUCUUCCAUGCAAUUUUGCCAGCCAUUCAUCAAGACUUUGCAAUAAAUAUCCUCAAUUAUACAACAGAUCCAUGUAAUUCCAAUCCAGAAGUUUUAUGAGUUAUUCCAUUGCUGUCAUUCCCUCUUCAUUUCUACAGAUCAUUCCAUAUUGUCUAACAACACACGAUUUAUUUAUAUUCUUGAUUAUACUAAAUAUACAUAUCAUAGCUAUUUUUUGUGAAGAUUUCUUUACCAGAUUGUCCAUUGUUACAGCUCUUAACUGUACAUAGCAGUUUUCUUACAUCAGUGUCAAAUUUUGUACAUGUAUAUGUGUUUUGGCAUUUUGAAAAAGAAGUCAUGACAUGUGUAUUGUCAUCUUUCAUUUUACAAGGAUUUGUUAUUAAACUGUUGAAUUGUGAGUGCUUUAAAUUUGAAUAAUGCAGCAUUAUAUUACAUGGUCCUGUUAAGUUUUGUGUAUACAGUGAUUUUAUUUAUUUGUAUUGGGCUAGAUGAACUGUACGUUUAUGUACAAUGAUAGGCCCCCUACUUUGUUUUUGAUUCUUACAUUUUGUAUUUGCAUUUUGCAGUUCAAUUUAUUCCAAGUAUAUUCUUUUUAUUCCAUAAUGAACACACACUAUGUAGAGCUGCAUAUACCUUUAAAACUCAAAUUUGAAAAUUUACCUGCGUAACCUGAAUUUUUCUUUCAUAACUUAGCUAUGGUAAAAUAAUUUUACAGGGCAUGCAUAUUGUAUAUGUAAUAAUGAGAAUAUUGAUAAUGAUAUCAAUACAAAUAUGUUGAAUAAAUCCCCAUCAUUUGUUGGGUGUUUUGAUUGGCAUUUGAAAGAAAUAUUCAGCAUUCAUGUGUUUGUAAUUUUAAAAAGACUACAUGUACGUAUUCUGUCCUGACAAUGAAUGUCAGUAUCCCCUGUUACAAGCAGAGCAUCAGAGAUGCUUUAUUCAGAAUUGUUAUGUUUUAUGCAUGUAUUAUGUAUUUUGAUCUCACUUUAUGAACAUUUUAAAGAUUUUGAAAUGUGAAUAAACCAGCUUUAUUGCU
Messenger RNA from Ostrea edulis (European flat oyster), 5524 nucleotides. Its product is annotated as A disintegrin and metalloproteinase with thrombospondin motifs 18-like. NCBI's taxonomy places the organism in Eukaryota, Metazoa, Mollusca, Bivalvia, Ostreida, Ostreidae. Gene Ontology annotation, molecular function: metalloendopeptidase activity. The record is from RefSeq and is a predicted model, not a curated record. Gene Ontology annotation, biological process: proteolysis; extracellular matrix organization. Bases 556 to 4104 code for a protein of 1182 amino acids. The transcript is spliced from 24 exons. Gene Ontology annotation, cellular component: extracellular matrix.